Messenger RNA from Lepus europaeus (European hare), 2311 nucleotides. It is a transcript of the gene TPCN2, whose product is annotated as two pore segment channel 2. Lineage: Eukaryota; Metazoa; Chordata; Mammalia; Lagomorpha; Leporidae. Gene Ontology annotation, molecular function: monoatomic ion channel activity; voltage-gated channel activity. Gene Ontology annotation, cellular component: lysosomal membrane. The record is from RefSeq and is a predicted model, not a curated record. Gene Ontology annotation, biological process: transmembrane transport; monoatomic ion transport.
CGGAGCCGGACCGGGAUGGCGGAGCCCCAGGCGGAGUCGGAGCCCCUUCUGGGUCGGGCCCGCGGCGGCGGCGGCGACCGUGCCUCAGCCAGGCGGGACCUCCGCAUUGACCAGGCUGUGGUCUUCAUCGAAGACGCCAUCCAGUACCGCUCCAUCAAUCACCGCAUGGAUGCCAGCUCAAUGUGGCUUUACCGACGGUAUUACUCGAACACGUGCCAACGGGCUCUGGGCUUCACCAUCUUCCUGAUCCUGGCUCUGGCCUUUGUGGAGACCCCUUCCUCCCUCACCAGGACGGCCGACGUGCGCUUCCGCCUCCCGCCCUGGGAGCCGCCCUGCGGCCUGACCGAGAGCCUCGAGGCUCUCUGCCUGCUCGUCUUUGUGGCUGACGUCUGUGUGAAGGGUUACCUGGUCGGGUGGGCCGAGUUCCGGAACAGCCUCUGGCUGCUGGCCUACCUCGUGGUGCUGCUUGUGUCUCUGGUGGACUGGGCGGUGUCCCUGAGCCUCGUGUGUCAGGAGCCCCUGCGGAUCCGCCGGCUCCUGCGCCCCUUCUUCCUGCUGCAGAACUCGUCCAUGAUGAAGAAGACCCUGAAGUGCCUCCGGUGGUCGCUGCCGGAUAUGGCCAGCGUCGGGCUGCUGCUGGCCAUCCACCUGUGCCUCUUCACCGUGUUCGGCAUGUUGCUGUUUGCUGGCGAGACGGACGAAGGGCAGGCCAGAGAACGGCUGACCUACUUCCGGAACCUCCCAGAGGCUCUGACUUCCCUCCUGGUGCUGCUGACCACAGCCAACAACCCCGACGUGAUGAUCCCCGCGUAUUCCAGGAACCGGGCCUACGCCCUCUUCUUCAUCCUGUUCACCCUCAUCGGAAGCUUGUUUCUCAUGAACCUGCUGACGGCCAUCGUGUACAAUCAGUUCCGGGGCUACCUCAUGAAGUCCCUCCAGACCUCGCUGUUCCGAAGACGGCUGGGGACGCGGGCCGCCUUCGAGGUGCUGGCCUCCAUGCCGGGAGCCGGGGAGACCUCUGUUCAGGCACGGGGGGUGAAGCCCCAGGACUUCCUGCAGGCGCUUCGCAAGGCCCAGCUGGACGCCUCGCACAGACAGGCCAUCGAGGAGAGGGUGUGCGCCUACGAGGGUGCCCUGCUGUCGGCCGAGGAGUUUCAGAAAGUCUUCGACGAGGUUGACAGGAGCGUGGUUAAAGAGCACCCGCCGCGGCCCCGCUACCGGUCUCCGGUCCUGCAGCGCGCCCAGCUGGCCUGCUGCCACCGCUGCUUCGACGUCCUGGGGAACCUCGUCGUCCUGGGGAACCUCGCGUCCAUCUGUGUGUUCCUGGUGCUGGACGCCGACGUGCUGCCUCGGAACCGCGACGACUUCGUCCUGGGGGUCCUCAACUGUGUCUUCAUCCUCUACUACGUCCUGGAGACCCUGCUCAAGGUGUUCGCCCUGGGCCCGCGCGGGUACCUGUCCUACGCCAGCAAUGUGUGUGACGGCGUGCUCACCGGGGUCCUGCUGGUGUUGGAGAUCUUGACCGUGGCUGCAUACGGAUUCCCACACCCAGGCUGGAAGCCGGAGAGGAGGGGGCUGCUGUCGCUGUGGGACAUGGCCCGGCUGGUGAACGUGCUCAUCGUCUUCCGCUUCCUUCGCAUCAUCCCCAGCACGAAGCCGAUGGCCGUGGUGGCCAGCACCAUCCUGGGCCUGAUCCAGAACCUGCGGGCCUUCGGCGGGAUCCUGCUGGUGGCAUACUACGUGUUCGCCAUUGUCGGGAUCAGCUUGUUCCGCGGCGUCAUCGUGGCCCCUUCUGGAAACAGCAGCCUGGCGCCUGGCAAUGGCUCAGCCCCUUGUGGCAGCUUCGAGCAGCUGGAGUACUGGGCCAACAACUUCGACGACUUUGCCGCCGCGCUGAUCACGCUGUGGGACCUGAUGGUGGUCAACAACUGGCAGGUGUUCCUGGACGCGUUCCGGCGCCACGCGGGCCCGUGGUCGGAGGUCUACUUUGUGUCCUGGUGGCUGGUGUCCUCGGUCAUCUGGGUCAACCUGUUCCUGGCCCUGCUGCUGGAGAACUUCCUUCACUGCUGGGACCCCCGCAGCCACCAGCAGCCCUUGGCUGGGACCCAGGAGGCCGCCUGCCUGGCAUCUGUGGAGCUCAUGUUCAGGGACGUGUUGGAGGAGCCGAAGGAGGAGGAACUGCUGGAGUGGCUGCGCCACCACCCGCACCUGCCACUGUGCAGGUGACGGCAGGAGGCCUUCCUGGUGGAGGUGCCAGGAAGGCGACGCUGGCCGGGACGGACGCCGGCGCGGCCAGGCAGGAGAGCCCGUG